This is a messenger RNA of Fundulus heteroclitus (mummichog), 1787 nucleotides long. RefSeq lists its product as uncharacterized. The record is from RefSeq and is a predicted model, not a curated record. NCBI's taxonomy places the organism in Eukaryota, Metazoa, Chordata, Actinopteri, Cyprinodontiformes, Fundulidae. Bases 216 to 851 code for a protein of 211 amino acids. The transcript is spliced from 7 exons.
CACAUGAGGAGGUGUGUCGGGGGGAAGGAGGAAGGAGUGGUGAGUGUGGCAGGGAGAGGAGGGGGCCAGAAAGCCUGCUGUCUGUUUGCACACACGAAGAAAAACUGUCAUAGCAAGAGCACGGAGGAAACUCGAGUAGCUUAAUUUGUAAAUUAUCGAUCUCACCACGCUGAAGAUCCCACACCUAAACUCAUUUAGUUAUUUAUGCUAAACCAAUGCGGUCAGAGAUGGCCAUCAUCUGGGCGGUGGUGGUCGCUGUGUGUUGUGUUCUCCACCAGAGCAAGGCCGAGACGUUGCAAUGCACUGUCAGCCAAAAUGGCGACAUGACGACGUUUACCAUCCUUGAUGGGUCUCGUGGGUCUGAUGUAAAUCUCACUGCCUGCGAUUUUGAAUGGAUUAAUGGAAGUAACAUCCUAAUUGCUGACAACUCCAAUCAUGUUCCACCAGUGAUGGAGUGGAGCGUCAACUCCCUGACCACCUCACUAUGUGUUGAGGGCAUUAUUAGCAAACAGUACUGUCCUUCAACGGUGACUGAAUUUUGGAUUGAAUACAUAACUAACUGCACAGUGACCUGCAAGGACUUGAAGGACCAUGGAGAACAACAGAAGGACCAAGAGGAAGAAGGUCAAAGCAAGCAUAUAGUGAAACUGACUACUGCUAACCCAUGUGGGUGGUCAAUGUUCUGGAUUGUAGCUGGAGUUGCAGCUGUUGCUGUUGUUGUGCUGGCAGGACUCUAUCUGUGCUACAAGUUCAGGGACUACAUUUGGAAGACAAGAGGCUGCAGCCAGUGUGAAGGCCGUUACACAAACGUGAAAUUGCAGAGCAUCCAGCCAAAGCUACUUGACGUCUAGAAGGGCAAUGGGCACAAAACAAAAAUAUUUUAAAAAAAUUUCCAUCUGCUAUAUUAAUCAUGCAUUUUGUUUAUAACUUCUAAAUUGUGUUUGUGGCUGUAGAAGGGAUUAAUAUUACAUAGCAUCACCGUCCCAAAAUAAUGACCUAAGUCAUUUAUUUUUUUUACCGAAAAUGAUAUAUUGUCUAAAUCAACUUAAUAACUCAUUGCUGUAUUUUUUUGUGUGUUUUCUGAAAAACAAGAAAAAAUUGAUAAGCCAUUAUUUUAAGAAGGUGACGAUAUAUUUUAACGAUACCCUUGUAGUGGCAUCUUUUGGUGUGUUCAUAUGUGGUCUGCAUUCAGGAAAUCAAAUUCUUCCUGUGUAGCUGGGCCCCAUUUGGCAUUUUAAACUAACUUCUAAUCGUGCCUUUGUUCAUGUCCUAGUUGAUGAUGAAUCUCAGCCUUGAUGAUUUGUGUGGGUGUGCAGGAGAAACUUUGUUGAGGCUGUGGAAGCCUCUUUGCUGCACCAGAGCGUGCACUUUGAGACCCAUUAGCAGAGAACCCCCCUCUCCACAAAUACCCAUACACACCGCUGUGGAAGCUAGAAUAUUUAUAUUUAUAUACCUAACAAUUAUAUCUGGCAUAAUGUUAUGCCUAAUCAGAAUAUAUUAUAAAUAUAUUAUAAAUAAAUAUUGAUAUAUGUUAACAUAAAGAUAAUAAAAUAUGAGCAUUAAUAUGAAGUAUAUAGUAUAAACUAUUAUAAAUACAGGGGUUUGAUGUAUAAGCUUAAAUUGUACAGUAGCAUUUAGAUUUAGUUAUUUCUUUAUUGAUGUAUGUACUUUUAUUCUAACAUCAUUAGUAGCGCUUUUUGCCUUUUCUAAUCAUGCUUGUAUUUUCUCUGUAUCUGCGCCUGUACUUUAUAAACUAUAUACAAUAAAAAUUUGCUUGGGGGAAAAAA